Molecule: messenger RNA, 7413 nt
Organism: Gambusia affinis (western mosquitofish)
Lineage: Eukaryota; Metazoa; Chordata; Actinopteri; Cyprinodontiformes; Poeciliidae
Product: solute carrier family 66 member 2
Exons: 5
Coding region: 782-1597 (271 amino acids)
Biological process (GO): phospholipid translocation; retrograde transport, endosome to Golgi
Cellular component (GO): endosome; trans-Golgi network
Source: RefSeq, a predicted model, not a curated record
UUGAAUUUCCCCAAUCUGGGACAAAUUUCUUAGCUUUAAGACACACCGUUGCUUUUAAGACUUUUACAUAGCAUAGAAACACACUGAAGAAAAACACAAAACAUAGGCGACAUUGUCUUCGGUGGUAAUGCUUACCUAAGCUUUUUUUUGCCAAUCGCCAAAAAAAAUUAAAGAAGAAGACCGUUUCCUGCAUUUUUAUAAUGAGAUAGAAGUUCUUUUCUUAUCACAGCGAGAAAAGCGCUUAAUCAAUUUGGCGGGUGAAGCAUCUUGACUGAGUUCACUAUCUUCGUUCGAGUCUGUGACGUUUCAGGAAGUGCAGAAAAAAGGAAUAAACUGACUAACCGGUUGCGCUGCACAGCGAAGGAAUGCUCGCUAUGUCAAUGCAGUUCUUUUCUCUUUUUUACAGUCAAUUUUUAAGAUUAUUUCACUGAGUUUCAAAAACCUAGGUUUAUCAUCAUAAUUAUUUAAAUACCCUAACUCUGGCUGACCUCUUGCUAGCAUCAACACGACAACAAAUCACUCCGCUAAUCAGAUCCUUGCUGAUUUCCAAUGCUGUAACAGAACCUUCCGGUUUUUCGUAUCGAUGUCGUGGCGGUAGUUGGUUCCAUUGUUUGUACAUCCUGUGCGAAAGAGCAACCACAACACGGAUGUUACUCCUCGCGCACACUCCGAGGCAUCAUCGUCAUCAUCAUCACCACCACCACCAUCAUCAUCACCAACAACUGUCAGCCCCUAGGAGCUUUGCCAGCCGGCUGUCUUCACUUCAGAACCGCAGCUGAACAUGGAGGAUGAGGCGUUCCAGCAUGUUGUGUCCGUGUUCAGCUCGCUGGUGUCGUGGGUCGCCGCGGGUGCCAUCAUGUUCGGCGGGGUGGUGCCCUACAUCCCGCAGUACAGAGACAUCCACCGGACCCAGAACGCGGAGGGCUUCUCCACCUACGUGUGCCUGGUGCUGCUGGUGGCCAACAUCCUGAGAAUCCUGUUCAGAUUGGGCCGCUAUUACGACGAUGCGCUGCUGUGGCAGAGCAUCAUCAUGAUCUGCACCAUGCUGGUCAUGCUCAACCUGUGCACCAACGUCCGCAUGGCCGCCGAUCUCAGCACCAAGAGGCGCUCUUUCUUAGCGACAGACAGUAAGGACGAGGAGGUCAGAAUCCCUAAGAGGCUCUUUCUGGACUUUGACUGGACCUACUUCUGGUCCUGGAGUCGCUUUGUGGACUACCUUCAGUGUGUUCUGGCCUUCACGCUGGUGGCGGCCUACACCGCCUACCUCCUCCUGGACUCGGUGCUGUUCGUGGAGACCCUCGGCUUCCUGGCGGUGUUCACCGAGGCAAUGCUGGGAACGCCGCAGCUCUACUGCAACUACCAGAACAAAUCCACAGAAGGCAUGAGCAUCAAGAUGGUGCUGAUGUGGACCAGCGGCGACACCUUCAAAACAGGCUACUUCCUGCUCACGGAGGCCCCCAUGCAGUUCUGGACGUGCGGCCUGCUGCAGGUGUUUGUGGACGUGGCCAUCCUGUUCCAGGUCUACUACUACAGCCGCUACCCGCAGAAACCCGUGUCCCACACCGUCUCCCACACCACCAGUGCCAAAGCUCUCUGAGGUGUUCCACGUGUCCCGAGGAAACUCCGAAAGGAGAGUGGCGAGGAGGGGGAGGUGGGGGGUUGGGGACGCCCAAACACAUGCGCCAAAGGAGUUGCUGCUUCUGCACCUCGGCACUCGCAGCAAAACCUUGAGGAACGCUCAGCGAUCAUGAAGACUUCUUUCUUUCCCGGCGCUGAAAAUGCACGCAUCAUGCAAUUGCACCCCACUCAACAAAUCAGCAUGUGCAUGUGGAGGAUUUUUUUAUUUUUUUUUAAGUUUAUUCUAUAUGCGUAUAUAUUUUUUGUUGCAAGAGCGAAAACGCAACAUAUGAGAAGUAUAGAUAUGUUGGGAGCUCAGAGGAAGGCGGAUGAGUUUUUGCCGUCCACACAUCCUGAUGAAUGUUGCACGGAACCUCUGCCUUAAGACUCGUAACCAAACACGGCUCAACGCAUUACCAGCCAUCCGAGUGGUGUGUUCAAAACCCGUAGGAGAUCCACGUUACUGAAUGUACAAACAGGCAUGUCUGGUCUAGUUGGACAGAAGUUCAAAAUUAUUGUUUUGUUUUCUUUUGGGUUUUUUUAAGAUAAGACCAAAUCAGGAAGGAAUUCUCUGAGAGUUUUUUCUCUGACUCUCGAGGAAGUUACACUGGCCUGAAACUGCAUCACUUAGAAAAAAAAACAACAAAUGAGUGGCCUUGAGACAGAGAUAAGAAACUGAAGCUCCCUAUGGCAGCAACAUAUGUUUUCUAUCUGCCGUUGAUUACAUUUUUUUAUAUGAUUGUUAUUUUUAUUAUUACUCUGAUGCCACAGAUUUCAGCCUCAGCUUUAGUUUUUUGUUUCCACUCGACUUCUGGGUUGUGACAUCAGAAGCUGGGCUGAUUCAUGGAAGCACAUGGGUUUUAGAAUUUGGGUUACUGAUAUUGUGUUCAUUGUUGAUGCUAAAAAGUGUCUCGUAUCUGUAAAAAAUUAAAUAAAAUUAAAAAGAAAAUACAGUGCAGUUUAAGGAUGCCCUCCUAACGGAGCUGGUCAGAUUUUCUGCAUAUUCAGACUUUGUUCCUGAUUCAUUGCUGUGGACAGAUUGCAUAAAUUUAAUCAAAUUAAUGUAUUAUUUAAUAAUCCACAAAUGACAUCGUCCAUAUUUUCUGAGUGAGAAAAUAUGUUUCUUCUGCUCUAUUUCUUCCCCUGAAACUUAAAUCUUUCAAAUCGUUAAACAGAUUUUAAAACAAAACUUUCAAGAUUUCAUUUAUGAAAAGGACGAAAAGUGACCAGACCAGCCUGGUUCUAUGUGAAAAUGACAUGGACACCAGCCGGCCCCAUCCCAUGUCCGAUUGGUUCUUAUGUAGAACCUGCUUGACCGCAUGAAGUAGGCUAAAAGAUCUCAAGAAGCUACACAUCAUGUUUGAAAUCAUAUCGGAAUAAAUGCAAUUAUAUUUAUCAGGUUGGAAACAAACCCCUUUAGAAGUUUGUUUUCAGAUUUUACACUAGAGUACACAAGUACAAAACACAAGUCCACCUCUGACAGGUUUUAAGGUGGUCUAGUCAAAGUCUUGACUUUGAGAUGCCAUUAUAUGACAGGCCUUCCUAAGUGACUGUAUUGAUUGUACAAAGAGAGGGUUAAAAAUUCUCUGCAGUAAAAUCCUUAUUUCCAGUUACUGGUUGUUUACAUUUUCACAUGGGGUCAGUUUGGUUUGGGUAUCAUUUUUCGUUGUUGUCGCCUUUUGCAUUCAUUUUUAUAUUGUUGUGUUUUGUUGCGUGUUUGAUCAACUGAAACAAAAGCCAAAAACAGAAGGAAUCUGUAAAAGGUCAAAUCCUUAAUGCCACAGACUGUUUAUUUUUUGAAGUAUUGCGAAAAUUCAUUUGCACUGAAUACUUUAAUCCAGUCCAGGUCUUUCUUAACAUUCAGUUACCCUGAGAAUUUAGACUAACAAAUCUUAAACGGACAAAACCACUUUUGUCAAUUUAAGAACUGUUGUUCUUAUCUUCCGUGGAUUCAUUUGUAAUUUCUCUUUUACAAACUUUGCGUUCUGUAUUACUCUGUCCUAAAAGCCAUGUAACAGACUGAAAGUGCUUUGUUUUGAAAACAGCGAGUCUGAAUGUGAGAAAACGAAUCACAUAUUUUAUGCUGCCAUGUUGUGUACAAACCAGGUCCAGUCAAAUGAAAGAUACAAAAUUCAAACUGUGCUACUGUGUCAGAAUGGGGUAUGUUACUCCGGCCAUUGUCUCACUGUCUUUUUUUUCUUUUUUAACUUCUUUCCCCAAUGUUAUUAUAUUAUCAACCAGUUAAUCCUGAGAUCCUUAAGAGAUCCAACUGUGUUUUCUGCCAGUUAAUUAGAGAAGUAGGUUCGGCUGCUGUCAGUUGAGUCGCUCCAUGUAUUUUGUAUUAAAACCUGAGGGAAUCUUCAUUGGCGCAGACAGAGAACCUGCAUAAAGUCUCAUGAGAUUAGGUAAUGUUAAUGUUAGGUCAUUGGUGCAGUUUGUGAUUUUACAACUCGUCCUCUUUCAUUUCUGUUGCUCACAGCAUCAACAACUAAGGCAAAAUUAGAACUACAUUUUCUCACCCAGCAGUUAGCCAUUGCUUGUGCGUCAGCGCCCAAAACAUCUCCUAGCCUUUAAGAGUAAUGGCUAGCUCACCUCUAAGCAAGUAUAACAUGGAUGUUGGGGUGAUGUCACAUUGUUUUAUGUUGUAAUUUUGAAAGCCAAUUGGAUUUGCCAAGUUUAAAAAAAAAGUUUUACACAGCCUAGUGACCAACCCUGCUGCUUUAGCCAAUGCAAGUUGAAAAUGGUGUGUUUGUCAGCAUUUUCUACAUUUAAUGAGAUUCAAACAAUCAGCGGUUAAAAAAAGCAUUUUGUUACCAAAGCUUUUUGUAUGAUAUGAUGUUGGAUUUUGAAGUUGGGGCUUGUUGGAAAACUUUGACUCCCCACACUCAUGACUUGAAGAAACAUUCCAGUUGAUAUUCUACAACCUGGAACCUGGAAAUUCAAAAUCUGCCAACUUAUUGGACGGGUUUGACAUCCCAAAGGUAAUAGAACCACGAGUAAAAAUACCACAAUCUCAGUAAUAACCCAAAUCUAAAGCAACAAUGUGUAGAAAGAUUUAACUGCUGUUAUUAAGACAGUCUGCCAACAAGCUCAAAAUUUGCCAACUGUAGUUUUAAAAUGCCAUCGUCUUACCAAAGUGUGUUUUUCUUUGCAAUUUGAAAUACUUCCUAAGAGUUUUUUGUUGUUUGGUUUGUAAAUGAAUUAAGUUCAGCGUAGAAAACCAUUUUCCCAGUUGGCUGGCCAACAAUGCUUAGCAACAGGUCAGUACUGCAUUACUACUGUAUGUUCCACUUUUUGUGGCAUUUCAUGGACAAUAAACAGCAGAAAUAACAAUAAGAAAAAUGUGGUUGAUUUCAACAUCGUUUUUUUACUGGACAAAAUCUUCCAGUAAAGAGAUUAUGUAGCUGUUUCUCUAACUAGCUAGCAACAUAUUGGCUACUUUCUGUCUUACAGUUCUGUCUUUGUGCUCUGAAGUUGGAUUUUUUUUUUCUUUUUCUUUUUGAGGUACAAGGCAGAAAUACAAUCAGAAUUAAAACUGAAAAAAGCUUGACUAGCAGCUUUAACUUUACAACAUAGCUGUGUGUAUACAAAAUGCAGUGAAGAUUGCUGAUGCUAAGCUAUUCAUUAGCACAUCUGUUCCUUAUGUGUUUAAACUCUCAAAUAAAGAGACAAACAUUAUUCAUCACCUUACAGCUAGUAGUAGUUUUCAAUACAACAAUUAGCACAUCCCUUGUUGUAUUACUAGCUAGAAGCUAGUUAGAAAACUAGCUUUUCUAAUGAGAAAAACUAGUUUUCUAGCAGAAGCUAGCUUCUAGCCUUAGGAGCUAGGAGUAAGAAAACAAGGGAAUACUUCUAACUUGGGAAACAUAUCUAAUCAAGCUAACGUCUUAGCUAGAAAAUUAGCAUCUGCUUUGUAGCUCUGUUAGCAUAAUUACAUUUUAGUAACCUGCUGUAAAGAUUGAUGACUUUGUCCUUUUUUGAUGUUGACACACAUUACAUCUUAACAGAUGUUGUAGAAGAUGACUUUAUUCGUAGCAUAAAUUUCACAGGAAUAAAAAAAGAAAUUAUUGAAAAGCAAAGUGGCUAGAAUCAUAAUUAUAUAAACAGUAGUAUGAAAAGAAGAACUCUUGUGGAUUAAAAAGCGUAUUAAUAAAAAAAUAAUAUGGCCUGUUGGUAGAUUGGACCUACCACUCUCCAGCUUUAUAGUGACAUGUUAAUGAUUAUAAGGGCAGAAAUGAGUACGACUCCUGUAAUACUGCUUGUCAAUGAUAAAUAACAUCAUAUUGGUCAUGUUAGGCUACAGAGAUUCAGCUUCCAUGUUUUAAAAAUACAAUUAUUUAUGAGAAAUGAUUACCAAAGCUUGAGUUGUUAAAAAAUGUAACUAUUUUUGUAUUAAUGUCGACCUUCAAUAUGUUCAGCAAAAACUACACGUUUUCCUCUGUCAGUGGCAUCAUUUGAUAUCCUCCUCCAUGGCUCCAUGUUGCAGCAUAUUGAUCUGGUCAGGCUGUGCUCAUUGUCGGCUAAAUGAAAAAUAAUUUCCUUCUUAGGGAGGAACUGGAGAGCACUGGUUUUAAGUUUCUUCACUGUUUUAGGUUUCUUCUCUGUUUGUGUUUUGGAGGAGGAGCACAGGCUGUCAGCCCUUCAGCGAGACCUGAUUCUGUCCUGUUUCGCAGCAGAAACUUCUCUUUGUUUCCACACGGACCGGCAAAACGCUGCUCUGAAUAUUUUUAGGAGGUAGAAGAAGAGAAGAGGAAAAAUAGAUCCUCCUUGAGUGACUCUGUGGCAGGAGUUGAAGUGUACAUUUCGUUUACAACUAUUUUAUUACCUGCUUUUCGUGCUAUCUUUUAAUGCCAAAGUAAAGCGGUGGACAGCUGUUAUUUAAAGUCUGUCGUCUGGUUCAGAUCAAGUUGAGCUCAGAGUGGAACUGCUUUUGACCGUUUCAAUGCAUCACUUUUUUUUUCCUGUUUUCUCUUUAAACCUAGAAACCAUUGGCUUUUCUCCUUUUUCUUUUUGUAUGUACCAAAAAUACCAGUACCAACUGUUUGUUUUUAUUGAUCCUCCUACUGUUGCUUCAUUUUUCUAUAAAACUCUUGGUCCAGUUCGACGGCUCACAGACACUCUGGGCUGUUUACACAGUCUUAUCAAAUGUACUGUGGCAUUACCACCCAAUAAAGAAGACACUGCUGAACCUUGACUUUUAUUUUUCCCCCUCAACAUGACGGAGAUGCUUUUAUUGUUUGUUUGUUUGUUUUCUACCAGACAUGCACAGUUACUCUGGGAACCAUCAGCUGUCGGCGGUGGAAGGAGCCACCAGCUGUGGUCCUUCUUUGGGCAUCUGAAGCAGAAGCACAGAAAUUAAAACCAACACAGCGGAGACGAUAACAGGAAAAUAGCAGCGGAGUCACCGGACAUGAAAGGGGUUUGAAAGGACGUUUUCCAAAUAGAGGGACAAUUUUUUAAAUAUAUUGAAUUCUUUUCAAAACUUUCAGGGCUGCAAUUACCAAGAUGCAUUGGCUCUCUAUGCGAGCACACGUUAACUUCUCAGUCUGAGUUGGUUGUUGACUCCAUUAUUCUGUCAGUUAUUUAAUGUAAAAAAAAUACAAAAAAACUCAGUCAAAAACUGUCUAUGACUGACAUAAAAGUGGAGAAACUAAAUUACAAGCUGAGAGGGUAAAAUUUAUUUAAAAAAAAAAUAGUUUCUACUCUAUCUGCUCUUCAGUUUCAUGUUUGUGAUAAAAAAAAACGUCAGGUUUGCUUUUUCUGUCUCAUUACUAAUUUGUAGAGCUGAAACGAUUA